AUGGACCAUUCGUGUGUGUUGAUUUUCCUUAUGUCACUGUCUCUCUCGCAACAGACAGCUUUUGCCCAAUCUGAAGAGUGCCGUACGGCGAUGCCUGCGGACAUCGUGUUCUUGGUAGACGAGUCUUGGGCUAUUGGGCCGUCCAGUUUCCAGCACAUUAAAGAGUUCAUUGCCUCCGUCAUCAGAGCCUUCCAGGACAGCAGAGUGGGAGAGGAGGGUGUGCGCUUCGGAGUCACUGUCUACGGAGACAUUCCCAGGAUGAGGAUUGCUCUGACAGAUUAUUCCACCAUGGAGGAGGUCCUGAGGGUGGUGGAGGAAUUGCCUUAUGAGGGCGGGGGCAGCCGAACUGGUGAGGCACUGGAGUUCCUCGUGGAGUCCGUCUUUAGUCCCUCCAUUGCCAGAGAAAACGCACCCAAGAUUGCAGUGCUGAUCACCGAUGGCAGAUCAGAUGAUGCGACUGAGGGGCCGGCUAAAGCUGUGAUGGACAGUGGGAUCUCUCUCUUUGCUGUUGGUGUGAGAAAUGCCGACCAAUCAGAGCUGAGGAGGAUUGUGACAGAGCCGGUGGAGGAACACCUGUUACUGAGCCCGGAUUUCUCCUUUCUGGAUGCACUGCUGCCCAAACUGAUCCGCCGCGUCUGUUUCACUGCCUCAGAACCACCUCGACCCAUCAAACCCAAUCAGCCUGUGGUGGAGCGAGUGGUAGGGCCCAAGGACCUGCAGGUGAGUGAACUGGGCUACAGCUCUAUGAGGCUGAGCUGGACUCAGGCCACCGGUGAUGUGACGGGUUAUCGCCUGCUGGUCGUACCACUGUCCCCGAAGGGCCAUCUGCUCCAAACACACCAGAGACAGAUUGAUCUGAAAGGGGAUGUAAGCCAUAUCCUUGUUGAGAGUUUGGCUCCUAAGACUGAGUACUCUCUGACUGUGUACGCCAUCUACCCCAGCCGCAUUGGAGACUCAGCAACCAUCGUCACUCAGACAACUCCUGUUCCUCCAGUGGCAAACUUCCGUGUGAUUGAAGAGGGUCUUUUCUCCUUACGGCUGGGCUGGACAGCGCUUGGCAAAGUGACUGGAUACAAAAUUCUGAUUCCCCGAUCAAACAGACCUGGGUUGAGUUAUGAACAGAUGUUGGGAGGUGACGUGACCACUCAUGUAAUUGACAGUUUGGAGGAGGAUAAAAAAUACACUGUUAGCAUUUAUGCCAUUUACCCAGAGGGCAUCAGUGAGUCUGUAUCUGUGGACGGAAGAACAUUAAAACUGGUGCCUGUGGAGCAGCUCCUGGUGCAGAACGCGACCACAGACACGGUGCAGGCACGCUGGUCCUCUGUCCGUGGGGCUUCCGGUUAUCGUCUCACCUGGUCCUCCUCAGAGGGUCACAUAGAGAGUGUGAACCUGGGUGACAACUUUGACUUCUACAUGAUCCAGGGCCUCUAUCCCGGCACAGACUACACUGUCACCAUUAACCCCAUCUUUGUGGACGUAGAGGGUCCAGUUACUACGGCCAAAGCCAAGACAUUGGAGAGUAGUGCAGUACAGACUCUAAAGGCUACGGCUGUGAGCACCAGCAGUGUACAGACAUCAUGGAAUGCAGUACCAGGAGCCACAGGUUACAGACUGGCCUGGGGUCCCACCGCAGAGUUUGUUGGUCGGGACCGUCCCAGGCAGCUGGCUCUGAAUGGCAGCACCACAGAGUAUGUGCUGAAGAAUUUGGUCCAUGAUACAGAGUAUGUUCUCUCUCUCUAUGUUCUCUUUGGUUCUGUGGUAGGACCUGGGAUCACUGCCACAUUCAGGACCUCACCUCUGGGCUAUGUCUCUAACUUCAAGGUGACCUCUUAUACCAGCACCUCCAUCGACGUUGAGUGGAGUGCCAUUGUAGGAGCGACAGAAUAUAAGCUCAUCUGGAACUCAGAGGAUGGGACAAUUCAGAGCCGUUAUCUGGAUCGUAGUGUCCUCUUUCAUCGCAUCGACGGCCUGCGUCCAGGCACCCUUUACUCUGUCAGUAUUCACGCCCUCUACGGCAACACAGAGGGACCAGAAAUCUCCCUCUCCCAGCAGACAGCCUCUUUGACAGACUCUGACCUGAUUCAGACAGUGAGGGAUGUGAAAGUGGUGGAUAUUGGUGUUAACUCAUUUAAACUAGCCUGGAGAAAAACACCAGGAGUGUCUGGAUACAGAGUCACCUGGACUCCUUUCCAUGGUGGAGAGGAGAGGAGUGGAAUGGUGUCAGCUUCCUCCACUGUGUACACCAUCUCUGGCCUGCAGGAGAGCACUGCCUACAAGAUCAAGCUCUCAUCUGUGGUUGGGCAAAGAGAGGGCAGUCCGGUUAUGGUCACAGCACGCACCUUGGACCUGCCUAAAGUGAAUGGCUUCACUGCACUAAACACUACAGACAACAGCACAGUGCUGAACUGGACCCGUGUGGCCGGCGUCUCAGGCUACCAGCUCUCAUGGAGACACAUUUCGCAGCUGGAGAGCAAAACGGAGCUGCUUGGUCCAACUUUCACCUCGUACAAAAUCACUGACCUGCAGUAUGGUCGGACGUACCUAUUUUACAUCCGUCCGCUCUAUGGAGAGGUGGAGGGCCCCGUCACCACCAUUACCCAGAGGAUAGUUAAUAAAGGGCCUCGGCUUGUGCCUGUUCGGACUAUGUCUGCCACGCCGGCUCCAUCCCCGCCUAAUACCAUUACCACCUCAAAGCGUUCCCAUGGUGACAUCAACGGUUAUGUGACUGCCAGAUACACCCGUACCGCUAUUCCCAAGGCACCCAGCAAGGUCACCACACCCAAGAAACAUGACACUAAGCCUGAGCUGGCCAUCACCCAGAGUCCAGUGGCUCCUGCUUUUACCAAAAUCACGACCACAGCAGGCAACUCAGCUACAGUCUCUGUGCAAACGCAGAAACCUGGACCAGUUUGUGGCAGGAUGAAGGCAGACAUUGUGUUCCUGGUCGAUGAAUCCUCGAGUAUCGGCUCCAAUAACUUUGGGAAAGUGAAAGAUUUCCUGUUCCGGGUUGUGACUUAUUUCCCCUCCAUCGGCCCUCAGGGCACACAGUUUGCAGUGGUACACUACAGUGAUCAUCCCAGAAUAGAGUUCCACCUGAAGGACCACAAAGACCGCAACUCUGUCCUUAGGGCACUCAGGAUGGUCCAGUACAGUGGGGGAAACACCAGAACAGGUCGUGGGAUCAGCUACGUUCUGAAGGAGCUCUUCCAGGAGUCUCUAGGUAUGAGGCAGGAGGUACCUCAUGUACUGGUGGUCAUUACGGAUGGGAGAGCCCAGGAUGAUGUGGAGCCCCCAUCCAGGAUAGCGCACGCCCUCGGCGUGAGUGUUCUGGCUGUUGGCGUGGCUAAUGCAGACAUGGAAGAAUUACAAAAGAUUGCUUCGCCCACUACUUACAAGAACAUCUUUUACAUCAGCACCUUUGAAGAUUUCCCCUCCAUAGAGAGAGAGUUCAUCAGCAGCAUCUGUAGUGAGGCGUUACUCUCUGAAUUUAAAGUACAUGAUGAGUCUGCCCAGCUGGAUACACCCACAAGUGACCCAGAACCUCUUGGGAAACCUGAAGGGCCCUGUCCAUCUCAGUGCAUGAAGGGUCAAAAGGGGGAGAAGGGAGACGCAUUUGGACUCGGUGGUCUGAGGCUGAAACAAGGCUCUUCAAACUUUGAUAUGUUCAAUUUCAAGGCUAAAGGGGAGAAAGGAGAGAGAGGGCUUCCCGGAACAGAUGGUGUCCCGGGGUUACCCGGGCGACCUGGGAGAACUGGACCCCCUGGCUCUGCUGGUCUAAGGGGGCUAUCUGGAAUCCCUGGAGAUAUGGGUCCUCCUGGUGUCCCUGGACCGAAAGGCCAGAGAGGAGAGAGAGGAGAACCUGGCUACGUCAUAGGGAAUAUGGAUGUGGUCCCAGGGCGGAAGGGAGAACCUGGAUCCUCUGGUCCCCAAGGAAUUCCUGGAGUGCCAGGUGUCUCAGGACCACCUGGACUCCCUGGUCAACCAGGUCCCCCAGGCCCACCUGGAAUCUCCAUUAAAGGUGACUCAGGUGAGCCAGGUCUCAAGGGACCACGUGGGAAGCCAGGACCCAAAGGAGAGAAAGGAGAUGAUGGGAAGGACGGCCAGGCAGGGUUGCCUGGACCAAUAGGACUGGAUGGGAUCCCUGGUGUCCCAGGUCAGAAGGGAGAAAAGGGAGAGCAGGGCAUAGGAAUUCAAGGCAUUGAGGGACCACGUGGACCACCCGGAGAAAAGGGAAAUACUGGACUCACAGGUCCAGUUGGUCUAAAGGGUGAAACUGGAAGUCAAGGGAUCCAAGGAAUCGUUGGACCACGUGGAAAAAGAGGAUUGAAAGGAGACCAGGGGGAGAAGGGUGAUCGAGGAGAAGUUGGGCCUUUGGGACCUCAGGGACCAGCGGGCUUGCCUGGAGCCAAUGGACAGAAAGGGGAUGAGGGACAACGUGGACCUCCUGGAGACCCAGCAAAAGGGAUUAUUGGUCCCACAGGGAAAAAGGGUGUCCGGGGAGAGGUUGGGCCGGUGGGACCGCCUGGACCGCGGGGAGAGAAGGGGGUUCAGGGAGACAAAGGAGAAAAGGGUAGCCCCGGUUUUGGGAUACCUGGGCAGCAAGGCCCCAAGGGAGAGAGUGGGGAAAGGGGCAACGUUGGAUUAUCUGGGAAACCAGGCCCAAAAGGCAGUGAUGGUGCCAAAGGGGAAAAGGGUGAUUUUGGUUUCCCAGGAAAUCCAGGAGCACCAGGACUAAGAGGUAAAGAUGGUUUAUUGGGAGCCAAAGGAGAUCCAGGAGCUAAGGGUGAGCCUGGCCCAGCUGGAGACCCUGGAGAGAGAGGAGUCAGGGGCCCAUUGGGUCUCCCAGGGAGACCAGGAGACUCGGGGGAGAAAGGUGAUCCAGGAAUGAUUGGGUUACCGGGACCUGAGGGACUUAAAGGGGAGAAAGGAGAACCGGGUAAGCCAGGGCCCCCUGGACCCCCUCAAGUGGCUGUGUCAGACAACAAUAUCCUCACAAGAGUCAUUAAGGGUGAGCCUGGUGACCCGGGCCCUCAGGGAGAAAAAGGCCUACCAGGACCAAGAGGCCCUGAAGGAAAGCCUGGACCUCCAGGAAAUUCCGUGGGUGAACAGGGAAAGAAAGGCGAGCCAGGACCCAAAGGAGAAAAGGGAGAUACAGGUCGAAUGGGCAUUGCUGGCAUGCCUGGUUUGCCCGGUACUCCUGGCAGACCUGGCAUUGAUGGGAAACGAGGGAUGGCUGGAAAAGAUGGGACACAAGGGCUCAAAGGAGAUGAUGGCAAAAAGGGCGAAAAGGGGGAACCUGGUGCUGAUGGAAGCAAAGGUGAACCAGGUCCUCCAGGGUUGCCAGGUCCUCCAGUCCUGGUGAACACACAGGAGGGAGCUUCGAUAGAUGAUAUAAGAAAAGCUUUUCCCAAGCCAAUGGGACCUCCUGGGCCAGCGGGCCCUCCUGGAAUGAAGGGAGAGAAAGGUGAAAGGGGUAACAAAGGAGAAAAGGGAGAUCCUGGCAUACCUGGGAGAACUGUUGAGAUGAAGGAUAUUGAGAUUAUGUUUGAGUCAUACGGCAUUCGGUUGCCCCUGCUGAAGGCCUUCAUGGACAGGCUCCUGCAGGAUGGGAUGGAGGAACUUCUGGAAGUGAUCAGUUCUAACAAACGAGUUAAAGGAGAGAGGAAGGAGCCCAGCUCUAACAUCAUUACUGAGUACACUAGCGCUGUGAAAUUUGAUAUCUCUGCUGAGCGGGUGACAGACGUGCGCUCUGUGGAGGAGGAAGAAAGAGACACAGAAGGUCAACUUCCAGAGCCCUACACUAAAUCUUUGAAUGAAGCUGAAGAAGGCCCUCCAGUCCACAGCUCCAUCACUGUCAGCGGAGGCUCUGAGCUGGACAGGACAGGUGGCACUGCUGGAGGAGAGAAGAGUGGAGAGAGGAUGGGUCCAGGUGGAGCAGAGGUAGGUACGGGUGCCAUCCUCAGUCUGGAAGAUUCCGCAAAGCAGCCGUCUGGAGAGAAGAAGAAAGGACGAGAGAGAGGAAGGGGCAAAGGGAAUAAAGGCCGACAGAAACGCCAAAGGAAACUAUUGGAUGACAAUAAGGAGGAUGAGGAAGAUGGGGAAGAGGAGAUGUACAAUGGUGAAGAUUAUAGCUAUGAAUAUGAGGAUGAGGUGUUCACUGAAAAACCUUUUUUCUCGACAGAGGCUGUGAAGGAUGAAGAAAAGGAAGGACAGAUACUGAAUCAAAGAGGAGAAACAGAGGAAGAGGAGGACUGGGAAAUAGAGAGUGAAUGGGACACACUUGAGGAGGGUGAACGAGUGAUUAAAACUGAGACUGACGGAGAGUAUAGUUCUGGUGAUGGAGGUGAGGAGACAGAUGAGGAAAGGAACGCAGAGGAAGAGCUGGAGAUGGAAAGAGAGAGGGACAGGGUGGAGAUGGAAAGAGAGAGAAUGGAACUGGAGCGGGAAAGACAAGAAGAGUUAGAGAGAGAAAGAGAAAGGGAAGCGGAGUUGGAGAGAGAGAUAAUGGAGGAGAGGGAGAGACAGCUGGAGAGACAGAGGAUGGAGUGGGAGAGACAAAGGGCAGAGAUGGAGUUGGAAAGACAGCGAGGGAGGACAGGUGAGGAAGACGAAGAGGAAGAGGUGGAUAUGAGGAUACAUGCCAUACCAUGUGAUUAUCUGAAGGGGGCACCUGGUGAGCCUGGACGACCUGGGCCUAAGGGUAUGAUUGGGGAGAAAGGACAGAAGGGAGAGCCAGGGAUCGGCCACAGAGGUCCUGUGGGCCAGGCUGGUCCACCCGGACAAAAGGGUGAACCUGGAGAACCGGGGCCUCCCGGUGCUCAGGGCAUCCAGGGGAUCCGUGGCAGCCCUGGUAUCCCAGGCUCACAGGGUAUGAGAGGUGUGCCGGGAGACCCAGGAGAACCAGGCAGAGAGGGGGAUAGAGGAAGGCGAGGGAAGAAUGGUUCACCUGGUGCUCCAGGGGCCCCUGGUCCUCCAGGACAACAGGGUCCUUCAGGCAUUCCUGGUGUCAAAGGUCAGAAGGGUGACAAUGCCCCAGGGGAACCAGGAGAGAGGGGUAUUGCUGGACUCCCAGGUCGCAGGGGGGCUAAGGGCACAAAUGGGGCUAGAGGACCACCAGGACACAUAGGUCCCAAAGGUCUACCAGGAACAAAAGGACUGAAGGGUGAUCGAGGACUACCUGGAAACAGAGGAGAGAAGGCGAGUCCUCUCAGCAUCCCAGGACCACGAGGAUAUAAGGGUUUGAAAGGAGACGCGGGUGAACGUGGACCACCUGGCUUUGAUGGGGAUAAAGGAGAGAAAGGAGAAGAUGGACCCCCUGGGGUGAAGGGGCUGAAAGGGGAGAAUGGAAACAAGGGAGCAGUUGGACCUUUUGGGGCCCGUGGCCCAGUGGGACAGAAGGGAGAUCCUGGUGAGCCUGGUGUCAAUGGAAUAAAGGGUCGUAAUGGAGAGCGUGGAUUGGAUGGAGAGAAGGGCGAUAAAGGAGAGAAAGGACUGCCGGGCCACAAGGGAGACCCGGGUGAGACAGGUGAGCCUGGAUUACCAGGAGACGCAGGAGUUAAAGGAGAGAAAGGAUUCCGAGGGUUGCCUGGACGCAUGGGGAGCCCGGGUCUGGAUGGAGACCAGGGCGAGACAGGGUUUCCUGGGACACCUGGUAUUCCAGGGCUAAAUGGGCUCCCAGGUCGUAAGGGAGAUAAGGGAGACAGUGGCCUGAAUGGACUUGAUGGGGAGCCCGGACAGAAAGGAGAGAAGGGUGCCACAGGAUUUCCAGGUUUUCCUGGGUUUAAAGGAUCUGCUGGAACCCCAGGGGCUAAUGGAGCGCCUGGUAGACCUGGUCCAGUUGGACCCAAAGGGGAAAUGGGACCCAAGGGAGAGAGAGGAAGGAGAGGUCGGGUUAAACCAUGCCUGAGAGGAGCGCCUGGAACUCCAGGCCAACGGGGGAAAAAUGGAGAGCCAGGAAUAGAAGGCUUGAGAGGAGAGAAAGGAGAACCUGGACUCUCUGUAGAGGAGGUCAAGGAUCUGGUGACCCAGGAGGUGGUGGGGAAAUGUGACUUUCUACAGCGGACGAACUCCAAAGUCCCAGACUCUGACAACGGACUGGACAAGGAGGAAAAGACUGAGGGGUCCGUUUAUCCCUCCGUCUCCACACGACUUGAAAAAGAGGAAGAGAAGGAGGAAGAUGAGCAGACCACCAUCCCUCCUACUGUUUUGAGUGCAGAGACAUCGACAGGCUAUGACAACCUUACUAGGUUGGACUCUACUGCGUGUCUGGAGCCCAUGUCAGAGGGACAGUGCUCUGACUAUGUGCUGCUGUGGUACUAUCACCAGGCCUCAGCUGAGUGCCGGCCCUUCCUCUACGGUGGCUGUGGAGGGAACCAUAACCGCUUCACCACCAAACAGCUUUGCCAAACACUAUGCAAACAGAUCAGAACAGGUAAGAAAGCCAAUCAAAGUUAUUCAGACACUGAGUUGGCCAAAGGAUAG
Chanos chanos (milkfish) is the source of this 8481-nucleotide messenger RNA. It is a transcript of the gene col7a1l, whose product is annotated as collagen type VII alpha 1-like. The transcript is spliced from 100 exons. The record is from RefSeq and is a predicted model, not a curated record. NCBI's taxonomy places the organism in Eukaryota, Metazoa, Chordata, Actinopteri, Gonorynchiformes, Chanidae. Bases 1 to 8481 code for a protein of 2826 amino acids. Gene Ontology annotation, molecular function: protein binding; serine-type endopeptidase inhibitor activity. Gene Ontology annotation, cellular component: extracellular matrix.